AUGGAAGCGAUGUCCCCCCAGCAGGAGACUCUGGGGGGGCAGCCGGGGCGCUCCUCUUCCCUGACAGGAGUGUCUCUCAUCGCGAUGGGGAGAGGGACAAAAAGAAAAAUGAAAAUGGAAGCAGAAAGGAGGAGGCGUGCUCCAUCUCAUAUCCUGGGUAAAGCCUUACAACGGCCUAGUACCAGGAAAAGUCCUUCUGCUAGUGUUGACACAUCUGCAUUUCUGUCAUCAUUUAUGUGCUCCAGUAGGACUCUGCUGAUUGAUGCCCCAGCAGAACUGAAAAGAGGCCUGCAGAGGAAGGAGCGACACCUUUUCCUAUUCAACGAUCUGUUUGUUGUGACUAAAAUCAAAUAUAACAACAACUUUAAGAUAAAAAAUAAAAUUAAAUUAAGUGAUAUGUGGACAGCAACCUGUGUGGACGAAGUGGGAGAAGGCAACACCAAUGCCAUGAAAUCCUUUGUCUUGGGCUGGCCCACAGUGAACUUUGUGGCCACUUUCAGUUCUCCGGAACAAAAGGAAAAAUGGUUCUCUCUCCUUCAGAGAUACAUCAAUCUAGAGAAAGACAAGGACUACCCGAAGAGCAUUCCGCUCAAAAUCUUCACCAAGGACAUUGGGAAUUGUGCCUAUUCUAAAACUAUAACAGUAAUGAAUUCAGAUACAGCGAAUGAAGUUAUCAACAUGUCAUUAACAAUGCUAAGGAUAACUGGCUCAGAGAGAGAUUACCAGUUAUGGGUCAAUUCUGGCAAAGAAGCGGCACCAUACCCACUCAUUGGGCAUGAAUAUCCUUAUGGAAUUAAAAUGAGCCAUCUUCGAGACACUGCACUCCUGACACAGGGAUCAAAGGACUCCACCACACCUCUCAACUUCCAGGAGCCCUUCCUUAUGGAACAGCUGCCCAAAGAGAUGCGGUGCCAGUUCAUUCUGAAGCGCAGCCAUCUGGCUAUGGCCCAGCAACUGAGUGAUUCAAAUCAGAAGACAUUUAAAAGGAGAAGAUCUAUCUUAAACUGGGCCUUUUGGCGAGGUUCUAGCACUCACCAGCACAACUUGCCCAUAUCUCCAACAUCUCCUGUGCCAGGACAGCUGUUUGGAGUUUCUCUGCCAAAUAUUUGUGAGAAUGAUAAUCUGCCCAAACCUGUCUUAGAUAUGCUUUAUUUUCUUAAUCAAAAAGGACCCCUAACAAAAGGAAUCUUCAGGCUAUCAGCCAGUCUGAAAUCCUGCAGAGAGCUAAAAGAGAAACUGAAUUCUGGCGUCGAAGUACACCUAGACUGUGAAUGUAUUUUUGUGAUAGCAUCUGUUUUAAAGGAAUUUCUGCGAAAUAUUCCUGGAAGCAUUUUUUCAUCAGAUCUCUAUGAUCACUGGGUCUGUGUAAUGGAUCAAGGAAACAAUGAAGAGAAAAUAAAUACAAUUCAAAGGCUAUUAGACCAGCUUCCGAGAGCAAAUGUUAUUCUCCUAAGGUAUCUUUUUGGGGUAUUACACAACAUCGAACAACAGUCCUCGUCUAACCAGAUGACUGCAUAUAAUUUAGCUGUGUGUAUCACUCCAAGCAUCCUUUGGCCUCCUCUUUCCUCCAGCCUGGAAGUACAAAAUGAAUUUACAAAAAAGGUUCCCCUGCUUGUACAGUUUCUGAUUGAAAAUUGCUGCAGGAUAUUUGGUGAAGAAAUUACUUCCCUCUUAGGAGAGACUUCAGUGAGAUGUGGCACUAGAGAGAAUGCCUCAGAUAUCUCUUGCUUCCAACCAAGUGACUCUUCCCAUAACAGCUUGGAAAAUGAAGUAAAUGGGGAUGUGGAUGCUCCAUGUAGUGACUUGGCAAAGAAACUUGACCAGAGUAGCAGAAGCAUGGACUCUAUCUUAACCCUCAGUGACCAUGACCUUGACCAGCUUGAGGAGGAAGGCCUUGACCAGCCUGAGGUGGAAGGCCUUUUAACCGUGAGUGACUUUGACUUAGACCAGUCUAAUGAUGAAGACAUUCAAAUGAAACAGCCUCUUGAAUCCAAGCCGAUGACUGUUGCAGUGAUGUACAGAGAGGCCCUCCCACUACAGGAGCAUGCCAGGGCCCGAUCUGACAUGUACACACCCAGCCACCUGUCCUCAGAUGCAAGAGAUGCUCCAAAAACCCUGAGGCGACAGCUUUGCUGCUUGGAGCCCAGCACCGACUGUCUAGAUUCUAAGCUUUCCUCUCCCGAGGUUUAUCAGAAAAAGCUACACAAGUCCAGCUAUGAUGCAAUUCUCUCUCAAAAAGAUGAGGAUUAUCUGAAGCAGAAUCAACCUCUCCAGGGAGGGGAUAAGACAUGUUUUAAACAGAGUUCAGUCACAAGCACUGAUGUCAUUGAGAAAAAUGCCACCAACAUAGAUAACCAGCACUGUAAACUGACCUAUCUCAGGGGGAUUGAUUCAAAGAAACAACAUAAAACCAGCUGUGAAGCUGGUCUCUUGCAGGGAGAGGAGGAUUAUCUCAAACAGCAUAAGUCUUUGCAAAUGGAGGGGCAAAAGCUUAUUAAUCAGAGUUUGGUCAUGGGGAUUGAGGUGGGCAAGAGUAGUGCCACAAACCAAAACACUGAGCAGAUUUUACUCCCAAGAUUAAGCCUUUGCCCAAAGACUAGCUGUUCCAGCUUAUUCUCCCCAGGCACUUUUCCAUCUGGCUCAUCAGUGAGCUGUCAGGACAGUCCUUUUUCUCAGACUUCUGAACAUUCUGUGUUUACACCCACUGAAACUCCCUCUCCAAUAGAUUGCAAUAUUCUGGCUCAAAGAAAACAGGGAGAGCUUUCUUCUGACUUUAGCAGUUCCAACUUCAUUUCUGGAAUGCCUGGUCCAUCAUCAGGGCAGGGCAGCAGCCACCUCGUCAAUACAAAAAAGGAUAGUGUAGGGCGGCAUUCACAAAUGCGUUCUGUAACUCUUCACCCCAACACAUGGUUGAGAAAUGGCAUAGCCUGUUUGAGAAACUGGUCCCUCAAAAAGAAAGCAAAGGUAGCCAGGCCAGAGGAAAAUAAAAUAGGUUCUCUAAAAGGACUUUCAGAGCCACCUCCUCAUGAUUCUGGUCUUCCAGAAGCCAACUCACUGGAAGAAAGACAGAAAGACAUGCCCAUGAAGUCCGUGGAUGUACUUGGUACUGUGCAGACAACCCUUUCAUAUAAUUCUUCUCCCUCCCAGGAAUCAGAGAGACACAGCAGCUCUCCAUUCAGCCUAAUAGACAGCGCAUUCAGACUGUGUAUGAAGUCCCACAAGGAUGUCAAGCCUGUAGGUCAGGGCUAUUCUAGAGUUCUGUGUUGGGGAAGAGCCUCAGCCAGCUUUCGGACAAUGGAGGAUAUGGCCAGCCCAGACAUUUAACCAAAGACAUUUAACCACAAUGAGGAUCCGACAUCUACGAGAACAAGAACUGGGCUAAUAAUAUAAAGAUGAUAGUUAUUAUGACCCCUUUGUACAAGAUAU
Molecule: messenger RNA, 3426 nt
Organism: Cynocephalus volans (Philippine flying lemur)
Lineage: Eukaryota; Metazoa; Chordata; Mammalia; Dermoptera; Cynocephalidae
Product: rho GTPase-activating protein 20-like
Exons: 17
Coding region: 1-3324 (1107 amino acids)
Biological process (GO): signal transduction; regulation of Rho protein signal transduction
Molecular function (GO): GTPase activator activity
Source: RefSeq, a predicted model, not a curated record